GAGACAGUGAGGUGUAAUGGCGGAUUGAGGAGCUUUACUGCAGCGCUGCAUUACAAACAUCACAUUAAUCAGUGUGUGUGUGUGUGUGUAUACACACUCCGCCUGCGGGGACUCACCGCGUGUGUGUGUGUUUAGUGCUGUUUAUUUAAACUCCGUGUGUGUGUGUGUGUGUGUGUGAGGAGCUGAACCUACACCUGAUAUGUCCUGAUAAAUACACACACACAUCACAGAGUUUAAUGGAAGACUUCAAAAGUCAAGAAGAAGAUCAGAGUAAUCCGGUUUGUCACAAGGACACAACGCAGAUACUUAAAGAAUCGACCACAUCUGCGUCCUUAAACUGUGUGACUCUGCGCAGUAGUUCCACUCCGUCCUUGUCCCCUUAUCCUGCUCCUGGGGGCCCCACGGUGUCCCCCGCAGGUGAGAAUAAUGCAAAGCAAACCGCUGUGGCAAAUGGACAGGUCCCUCCCGCAGCGUCUCUGUGGCACAUGUCCCGGGAAGUGCCACCUCGUUUCCGUAACCAUCAGGAGCCUAAGAUUCUGCUGAAGAGAGGACAGUCACUAGAUGGGAUUUCACCAUUCCUCCACACAGGGGAUCAGUCGAAUGCAAACACUACACAACCCUCAGCUUCUCUAUCUUAUGCAAAUUCCACAUGCGGUCCAGAUUUCGAACCCCCGCUGCUGUCUCAGGGAAUGGAUAAGAUUGUAGUGGACGGCUCGGACCUGCAGGAAUGGCCCAGUAUUGUGGACAGCACCAGGCAGAACGAGGUCUUGAGCAAAGCUGCGAGAGAAUCCAGUCAAGGCAUGCAAAAGAACAAGACAGGGCAGGUGGAGCUUGGUGUCACUGCAGACGGAGGCAACUCUGAAUCAACCCUGCCUUCCUCUUGUGAAACAUCCUUGAAUUCUACAGAUGUAGAAAGUGUGCAGCAAAAUACCCAAAGCCAAUGGGAGGACAAUAGGGUGGAGACAGUAGUGGGACCAAAACAAGCAGAAGCUGAUAUUGCUGAUUACGGCAAAGGGUUAACUGAGGCAGUGCAGCUUUCUACUUUCAGUUCAAAUCUAGAAGCCUUAACUCCUGAUUUAUGUCAAAGUAGGACAGGUGGAGAACUGCAGGAGACUGGAGAAGUGUGGGGGACCUCUGAGGAAAACCAGGUAGGAAGGAAAGUCACUGGAAACAAUGAAGUCAGCAAUGAUGUAUCUACAACAGUCUGGGAUGAAGAAAGAAGUGGUCUAAAUAAGCCGGCAGCUAUAGUUCGACAGAGUGACAUGCCAAAAGAAGACAUGAGUGAACAUGUAAGGGAAAGCUCCACAAGUUGUUUACAGGACACUCAAAUUAUCACCACCAAUACAACAACACUCGAUAAUGAGAAAGGGAUAAAUGAAAGGAAGUGGGAGGGAUCAGAGUAUGCGUCCGCUGACCAUGGAAGAACCGAAGAUGGGACUUGGUCUCACAGCAAUUCCAGAGCUCAAGCCCAAGGCAAUGAAGUGUCCUUACAGAGUAUGAUUAGUCGACGGGACCUGGAUCCCAGAGUACUUUGUAACACAGGCUGGGGGCAGUCCCCGAUCAAGCAGGGCAUCGCCUGGGAUCUGGAGGUGGACGUUCACUCUGAAUCAGGUCAAGACUGGAAAGCUCAGAUCGAUCAAAACAGACCCACCUCUCCUCAGUGGACCAGAGACGUGCCAGGCCAUUUAAAGGGAGGCAGAAUCCAAGGGGCAGUGAGUAAAGGGGAGCAAAUUAAUGAAAAAUUAGAUACUAAAGAUGGUGCUCUACUGACAGGGAGAGGCAACAGCUUGACAGAGGCUGUUGAGGUUGAACAGGCAGGAGGUUGGUGUGGGAAUAGGAGAGAUGGUGGGCAGCACAGAGAAGCAGACAGGGGCAGUUGGGGCCCAGGAGACACUCAGUGGGGUGGAAGCAAGGGUAAAGCCGGCCAAGGUGACAAAUCAUGGGUCGACUCUGAGGACGAUGGAUGGAGAAGCAAACAACACCAGGGAUGGGGCAACAACCAUCACUCCCAACAUAUUCCAAACACUCCAAAAAUACUGAAAGGCCCAAAUCAGCAACAAGUGCAGCAAUCCCAGUCCCAACUUACUCAGCCAAGAGGUUCACAGGAGUCCAAAGAUCUACCUGCAGGUCCAGUGGCACUGAACCAAAGCUCAGGAUGGAAGCCUGGUUCCAUUCCCCACACAUCUUCAGCCAUUGAACCAAGUGGUUGGGAGGAACCCUCACCUCAGUCCAUUAGCAGGAAGAUGGAGAUUGAUGAUGGUACCUCAGCCUGGGGUGACCCUACUCACUAUGAGAACAGGAGUGUCAACAUGUGGGAAAGGAGCAACGUGCAGCAUAGGGGUCAGCCUUCUCAACUAAAGCAUGAGUCCAUGCCAGGCCCCACACCGACCAGCAAAGACAAAAACACAGGAUGGGAGCGGAGUACCAAUGCACCUGAACAGGUUAUGGAGAACAGCAGUGCAGGAUGGGGGAAGGCCUUUGAUGCUCCCUCGAGCUGGAGGGAUACAGAGGAACCUGGGAAAGGGACAGGAUGGAGCAGGUCCCGCUCCAAUCCACCUAACACUGCUUCGAAAACUAUGCAAGAUGGCUGGGGCGAUGAAGGUUUAAACACGUCACGCCAUUCCAGUUGGGAGGAGGACGAUGGUGGUCCUGGCAUGUGGGGUAACAGGUCUCAGGAAAACACUUCCUCCUUUUCUUCUGGGGGUUGGAACCAGGGUCAGAGUUGUAGGAGAACUGCAGCAAAGGGUCCUCUGAAGGGCAACGUUGGGGGUCCCUGGACAAGCUCGGUCACUCGGCAGUUCUCAAACAUGGGGAUCACGGAAGAAGACGCUGUCUCAGCAUCAGACAGGAGCAGAAGAGGGAUGAACGACUUUAAUGGUGAUAUGAGGAGGGGAGGAAGAGGAGGAGGAAGCUUUCGCUCACAUGGCUUUAAAGAACCGGGCACGUCAGGUGUGUUUAAUACCGGUGGACAUUUACGAGGAAUGCAGCAGCCCGGUGUGCAUCAUGUAAAUACUUCCCCUGGAGUACGAGCACAAGUGCCUCAGCAGUUCCUCCCUCCUCAGGUUUCAGGGUCUGUCCUGAAUCCGAUGUUCCCCCCACAGCUCUCUCCUCAGAACCUGGCUAUGCUCAGUGGGAUAAACCCCCACAUGCAGCAGGUCCAGCUGGCGUAUCAGCUCCUCCUACAGCAGCAGCAGCAACAGCAUUUCCUGUCUCAGAGGAAGUUCCCCCAUCCUCCUCCUCCUCUUCUUCCACAUCAGGACCCACAGCAGUUGGCCCGUAUCAUGGCAGUUCUUCAGCAGCGCCCCAAAACCCCCACAUCUUUCCCAGGGUUUGUUCCGGGGGUGGAGCCUGAGUCACUGAUGGGAGGAGUAAAGGAAGUGGGAGGAGCUCAGCCUCAGUUUAAAUGGAUGAUGGAGGCUGGGCAUCCGCUGUGUCCCUCACCUCCUGAUCCAAUAAUGAUUAAGAAUGGUCUUUUACCUGGUCCGAUGAAGCUCAGAGGCGACUCCUCGUUCCCCCACUAUGACCUGGUGGAGAAUGUGGGCGUGGCCUCUCCAAAUCUCAUCGACAAUUGGCACAGGAGCCCAGGUGCCAAAUUAGGCUCCGCCCCUAACACUCCCACCUGGCCCCCAGAGUUUCAGCCCGGUGUUCCCUGGAAAGGUGUUCAGAGCCCCGAGCCUAACCCGAACCCCUACAGUGGAAUUCUGGGCGAGAACACACUCUCUGAUACUGAACACCACUUACUGCAGGAUCACACAGAGCUGAACACCACCAUACUGCCUUCACCUGCUGCCUGGCCUUACUGUCCCUCCGACACACACAACUCAGCUAAGUUCCCAGCACCGCCCACCAGCUGGCCCCCGGAUCCAAUCGGACACAGGACCAAUCGAAACAGCUCCCAGAUGCCCCGCCCACCUCCAGGCCUGACCCAUCAGAAACAGUCUUCGUGGUUAGGGGUGGGGCCUCACGUACCCAGAGGGUGGAGCUCAGAGAGCCAGGAGUCACCUUUUGGUACAGAGAGCUCAUGGAGUGGUGGAGCAUCUACAGGAAGUUCAUGGCUACUGCUGAGUAACCUCACACCACAGAUCAACAGCUCCACCCUAAAGACCAUCUGCCUGCAACACGGCCCACUGAUGACCUUUAACCUCAGCUUGGCUCAGGGCAGCGCUCUGAUUCGCUACCGCAGCCCGGAGGAGGCGGCCAAGGCCCAGAGCGCGCUGCACAUGUGUGUCCUGGGUAACACCAGCAUCCUGGCGGAGUUUGUGAGUGAGGAGGACGUGGCCCGUUACUUCACACAUUCCCAGAGCAGAGAGACAGACGGGGAGACGGACAGAGAGACGGAGAGUGAGACGGGCGGAGGAGGAGGAGGGGGAGUGGGGGAGGUGAAGCUCGGCUGGGAGAACCUGGACGGAGCCGGUCUCUCCCUGUUUAACCAGUGGAGCCACGCCCAGGAGCCUGGGGUCUGGGGAGGUGUGGCUCCUGGUUACCAUGGCAACAACCUCUGGGGUUCUCCUCAGGUGGAGGACAGGGGGCAGGGCUUGUUACCGGGCAACCUGUUAGGGGGUGGGGCUGACAAUCUGUGAUGAGAGAGAGAGCUGAGUGAUCAUUUUUAUACACACACACAC
Molecule: messenger RNA, 4622 nt
Organism: Clarias gariepinus (North African catfish)
Lineage: Eukaryota; Metazoa; Chordata; Actinopteri; Siluriformes; Clariidae
Product: trinucleotide repeat-containing gene 6B protein-like
Exons: 21
Coding region: 237-4580 (1447 amino acids)
Biological process (GO): positive regulation of nuclear-transcribed mRNA poly(A) tail shortening; miRNA-mediated post-transcriptional gene silencing
Cellular component (GO): P-body; nucleoplasm
Molecular function (GO): RNA binding
Source: RefSeq, a predicted model, not a curated record